This is a messenger RNA of Lolium rigidum, 3382 nucleotides long. Its product is annotated as disease resistance protein RPS2-like. Lineage: Eukaryota; Viridiplantae; Streptophyta; Magnoliopsida; Poales; Poaceae. The coding region runs from base 332 to 3061 and encodes 909 amino acids. The transcript has a single exon. The record is from RefSeq and is a predicted model, not a curated record. Gene Ontology annotation, molecular function: ADP binding; protein binding.
GUCAGCGCGGCAACAUCUUCCACAUCGCAGAGCUCAGAACCCAGCCACCAAUUUGUCCAUUUCCUAUGUAUUCUCGGAGAACCUUCACCCGAUUUGUCUGUACCUUAUGAGUUCCCCAGAACCCCCGCCCACACUAGCUGCAUCUCGCCGGAUUCCUUCACUCUGCGCAUCCUACGCGCGCCCAUUCCAGGAAAUUGUCCCCCAUUCCGGCUCAGCUCUCUCCCAUCGGCAGCCCGGCACUCGGAUCCUUCAAUUCGUGCCCAAAUCAGGUUCUUGGCCUUGCGCGCAAUCAAAUCUCCCAGAUCUCUCUUGUAGCUUUUGAUUCGCGGCAAUGGAGUUCGUGGCGUCCAUCAUGGACACGGUGUUCCGGCCGCUCAAGGACUACUUCGCUCGGACCUUCGGGUACGUCAUGUCCUGCGGCGACUACAUCGACGCGCUGGGCCACGAGAUGGACGAGCUCAAGAGCAAGCGCGACGACGUCAAGCGCAUGGUGGACACCGCCGAGCGCCAGGGGAUGGAGGCCACCAGCCAGGUCAAGUGGUGGCUCGAGUGCGUCGCCAAGCUCGAGGACGCCGCCGCUCGGGUCGACGGCGAGUACCAGGCGCGCCUGCAGCUCCCGCCCGACCAGGCGGCCGGCCUCAAGGCCACCUACCUCCUUAGCCAGAAGGCCGACGAGAUGCGCACCGAGGCCACUGGCCUCAAGGAGAAGGGCGCCUUCCACAAGGUCGCCGACGAGCUCGUGCAGGUACGCUUCGAGGAGAUGCCCAGCGUGCCCGUCGUCGGCAUGGACGCGCUGCUCCAGGAGCUCCACGCGUGCGUCCGGGGCGGCGACGUGGGCGUUGUCGGCAUCUACGGCAUGGCCGGGGUCGGCAAGACGGCUCUGCUCAACAAGUUCAACAAUGAGUUCCUCAUCAGCUCGCAGGACAUCAAUGUCGUCAUUUACAUCGAAGUCGGCAAGGAGUUCAAUCUGGACGACAUCCAGAAGAUCAUCGGCGACAGGCUCGGCGUCAGUUGGGAGAACAGGACGCCCAAGGAGCGUGCUGGAGUGCUCUACAGGGUGCUCACCAAGAUGAAUUUUGUGCUGCUGCUCGACGACCUCUGGGAGCCACUCAACUUCCGGAUGCUCGGCAUUCCGGUUCCCAAGCCAAACUCCAAGAGCAAGAUCAUUGUGGCGACGAGGAUCGAGGAUGUGUGCGACCGAAUGGACGUCCGUCGCAAGCUCAAGAUUGAGUGCCUGCCAUGGGAGCCCGCUUGGGAGCUCUUUCGAGAGAAGGUUGGCGAGCACCUCAUGCGUGCCAGCACAGAGAUUCGGCACCACGCCCAGGAACUGGCCAUGAAGUGUGGUGGACUUCCACUGGCUCUCAUCACCGUCGGCCGGGCGAUGGCCAGCAAGCACACUGCAAAGGAGUGGAAGCACGCCAUCACUGUUCUAAAGAUUGCCCCAUGGCAACUUCUUGGCAUGGAGGUGGACGUUCUUAUGCCUCUCAAGAACAGCUAUGAUAACUUGCCCACUGACAAGCUGAGGCUCUGCCUGCUGUAUUGCGCCCUGUUUCCAGAGGACUUCUCCAUUUCCAAGGAUUGGAUCAUAGGCUACUGCAUUGGUGAAGGUUUCAUAGAUGACCUGUACACUGAGAUGGAUGAAAUAUAUAACAAAGGGCAUGACCUUCUCGGUGAUCUCAAGAUUGCAUCUUUGCUGGACAGAGGUAAAGACGAGGAACACAUCAGUAUGCAUCCCAUGGUCCGUGCGAUGGCUCUGUGGAUAGCAUCAGAGUUCGGCACUAAAGAGACAAAAUGGCUUGUCCGUGCCGGAGUUGGACUCAAGGAGGCGCCGGGUGUAGAGAAGUGGAGCGAUGCUGAGCGGAUUUGCUUCAUGCGGAACAACAUCCUUGAGCUGUAUGAGAGGCCUAAUUGCCCUUUGUUGAAGACCCUGAUGCUGCAAGGCAACCCUGCAUUGGAUAAGAUAUGUGACGGCUUCUUCCAGUUCAUGCCAUCUCUUAGGGUAUUAGAUCUCUCGCAUACCUCUAUCAGUGAAUUACCUUCUGGGAUCAGUGCAUUAGUUGAGUUGCAGUACCUUGAUUUGUAUAACACAAACAUCAAAUCAUUGCCAAGGGAGCUAGGUUCUCUUGUCACUCUGCGGUUCCUGCUUCUCUCCAAUAUGCCCGCCCUUGAAAUGAUCCCAGGUGGUGUUAUAGAUAGCCUCAAAAUGCUGCAAGUUUUGUACAUGGAUCUCAGUUAUGGAGACUGGAAAGUCGGUGAAAGUGGAAGUGGUGUUGAUUUUCAGGAGCUAGAGAGCCUGCGCAGGCUCAAGGCAAUCGAUAUCACGAUACAGUCGGUCGAGGCCCUAGAGAAGCUGUCACGUUCAAUUCGCCUAGCUGGUUCAACGAGAAAUCUGCUGAUAAGGACAUGUGCUAGCCUGAAAAAGAUAGAGCUUCCUUCAAGCAACCUAUGGAAGAACAUGACAAACCUCAAGAGAGUGUGGAUUGCAAGCUGCAGCAAUCUAGAGGAGCUGGUCAUCGACGGCAGCAAAGAGACUGAUCCCAGCAUCGUGCUCCCCAAUGAUUUCUUGCAAAGGCGGGGCGAACUUGUCGAUGAAGAUCAGCCGAUCCUUCCAAACCUGCAGGGUGUCAUCCUUCAGAGCCUUCUUAAGGUAAAGAUCAUCUACAAAGGUGGGUGCGUCCAGAAUCUGUCGUCAUUGUUCAUCUGGUAUUGCCAUGGACUUGAGGAGCUGAUUACCCUUGUCGACGAAGGACAAGAGACGGCGACGAACGAAGGUGAACAAGCUGCAGGGAUUUAUAAAGUGAUCACACCCUUCCCUAACCUUAAGGAACUGUAUUUCCAUGGCCUGGCUAAGUUUAGGACGCUGAGCGGUGGCACAUGUAUGCUGCGGUUCCCCUCACUGGAGAGCCUGAAGAUCGUUGAGUGUCCAAGUCUGAAGAAGCUAAAACUCACUGCUGGAGAGCUGAAUGAAGUACAAUGCACAAGAGUGUGGUGGGAUGAGCUGGAGUGGGACGAUGAGGAAGUCAAAGCAUCUUACGAGCCACUGUUCCGUCCUAUUCACUGAAUUUCAGUUCGGAGUACUACGUUCUAUUCAUCGGGAAUUUCAUAUUUUUGUGUGGUAAAUACUGCACUGAAUUCAGAGAUUGAUGUGUGCCCUCCUCUGAUGGCUAGUCCACGAUCUAAGCAGUGAUGCUUCUCAGAUCACAUUGUGUAGUUCAGAGAUGUCUUAUCUUCCCCGUCUGGAUAUACCUCUAGAACUGCAUGGGGUGCAGUUAAGUAGUGUUGUAAUUUUCCAUAGUCUUUGUUCAUAAUUAGCAGAUAGCUAUUAAGUAAUGUUGUAAUUUUCGACAGUUCCACUCCGUGAAUGGAUCAUAGCGUUGAUAAA